AUGUCGGGUCUUUUUUCAAAGAACAAUAUACCCGAAUACCCGGGUAAAGGCCCACCCGAAUUCCCCUUUCAACCCAAAACCGAACCACCUUCAUUUCCUAAAGAGAAUCCAACAAUUCCAAUCCAAGAACCCGAAAUAGACCCUAGUGUACCACCUGAAAUAGUUACCGAUCCUUCUCGGAUUGACCCGUUUCCAAAUCCAAACCCGAAACCGGAUGGUCCAAAACCCCCGCUAUCACCUCCUGGAAAAGAUAUGCCAUUCCCGAAACCGGAUGAAGUACCGCCACUGCCUCCACGACCACCGGAGGUUGUUCCACCGUGUCCUCCUGGUCCUGAGAUUGUGCCUCCUGGUCCUGAGAUUGUGCCGCCGCCGUCGACUCCACCGCCACCAACAGGACCAAGUAUUAUUCUAUAG
Trifolium pratense (red clover) is the source of this 414-nucleotide messenger RNA. RefSeq names its product protein TRACHEARY ELEMENT DIFFERENTIATION-RELATED 7A-like. NCBI's taxonomy places the organism in Eukaryota, Viridiplantae, Streptophyta, Magnoliopsida, Fabales, Fabaceae. The transcript has a single exon. The record is from RefSeq and is a predicted model, not a curated record. The coding region runs from base 1 to 414 and encodes 137 amino acids.